UAGAAGCGGGUAUAUGUUUGUUCUGGGAGGCAGUCGUUUUCGUUAUCCCAGAAUGCUGCAAACUUAGUGAAACUUUCGGAGGAGUAAAUCCUGCACUCAUUGAAUGUGGCAUCGCAUGUAACAUUUCUGUACAUUUUCGAACCUGUUUGUUCACACUGCCGCUAACUGGAGACCGGUUGCCGUGACAUGGGAUCAGCAGUCACUAAACCACGACAACAUGCGACAUCACUCAAUCCUAGCGUUUCCGGAGAGCUACUCUUAAUAUUUCACAAACCGGACAAGCAAUCACAGCUUUUUGAGGAAGCUGCUCAGAAGCUGAACUGCUCAUGCAAGCUGAUUAUAGUGAACUACAGCACAGUACAGGCGCAAAUAUCAGAAUCAGACAGUUCCUGUUGGAUUUCCAAAGUGAACCAAAGUGGGCCAUUCGACUUGAUUAUUAUUGACCGGCGACGAAACAUUUCCGAUCCGCCGGUGCCUCCACAUUCCGUCGCCUCACAGUACUUUUCCGCGCCAGCUGACUUCGUUCGACAGGAGUUGUGUGGUAUACCUGAAGUCCAGUAUGCAACAAUUGCUGGUCUUCUUCCAAAACGAGGUUUUGAAAAGAAGCAUGCGCUAGUUGCAUCGACCCUCGCAGCUGGUUAUAACAAGUGCAUGUUCGAAGUAUUCUCGCUGCAGGAUGCCCUCAUGGAGCUCGUGGCAUUUGCACAUAAUGAACUUCCUCUUCAGCGGCGUUGCUGGCCGGACAGGCUUGCUUCCAUGGCCUCCAAUACCUACCAAGUUGUACCGGAUCUGCGAACAAGUUGCACUACAUUAGGGACUUUGACCUGCGAUGCAACCUUGAAGUCAUUCCAAACACCGUCAGACCCACGACAUUCUCCAAACCUCAACAUCACAUCUUCAGCUAACAAAACCCUCAGGGCAUCUCACGCUUCCUUCCGAAUGGUUACCUCGGAAGCACCAUAUACCUGCGAUGCAACCUUGAAGUCAUUCCAAACACCGUCAGACCCACGACAUUCUCCAAACCUCAACAUCACAUCUUCAGCUAACAAAACCCUCAGGGCAUCUCACGCUUCCUUCCGAAUGGUUACCUCGGAAGCACCAUAUGUAAAUGCCCUCGAGUGCAAGCGUACUGAGGAAGCAAAAGGCGUUUCGGACGAUUCGGCCACAACAGCUAAAGAAAAACCUACGAAGACCUAUGCGUCCUCGCAUCGAAGGAGAGGCAAAUCAAAAUCCUUGGGCGGAUCCUAUACAACGGUGGAUCAGGAUCUUAUUAACAAUCUCCUCAACUCACGAUAUCACGACUCAUUCAUGCGUUUACAUAGUGUCAAUUCGGCAGCGCCGCUUUUUAAGGCUAUUACGAUCUUAAACGCUGCCAAAACCAAGUCUUCUAACUUUGUUGCCCGGGAUUUGCAGAAGGCCAUGGAACUAAUCAUCAAUUCUGACAACUUCAUAACCCAGUUUUUCAAACCAUCGAGCUCACACAAUCGAGAUCCACUGACAAUCGAUUUGAUGGAAGGAAUGAUGGUUAAUACAAACUUGAAUAGAACGAACACUCAGCUGCCAAGAUCAGCUUCCACUGGGAACUACAUUAAAUGUGUCCAAGAGAUUCUUGGUCGACACCCAGAAUUCAUGACAACCAAUGAGAUCGAUGCUUGUCUGGAAGGUGACGAUAGAUGGGACUUUGAUAUUCUUGUCCUGGAAAGGGUUACCAAUAAAAGGCCGCUCACGCACCUAGCAAUGAAAAUAUUCAGUCGCUUCAAGGUGUGUGAAUUGUUGCGAGUUCCUGAAGGGAUCAUGAUCUCUUGGCUAAAUAUGAUUCAAGACAAUUACCAUCAGCAAAAUCCCUACCACAAUGCAACCCACGCUGCUGACGUCCUUCAGUCUACAGCCUAUUUUCUGCGUGUAGACUUAUUGUCUUCGGUAUUUGAUGAGAUGGAAGAAGUCGGGUCGCUACUGGCUGCAGUUGUGCAUGACCUGGAUCACCCAGGAAGAACCAAUCCGUUCCUUGUAAACAGCAAUAACCCACUGGCUAUCCUGUACAAUGACAUGGCUGUCCUUGAAAGUCAUCAUGUUGCACUUGCCUUUGAACUUACUCGUAAAGAUCCCGAUGUCAACAUUUUCCAGAAUAUGACCAGAGAGGAAUACCGAACAAUCCGCGGAUACAUGGUGGAUAUGGUGCUUGCCACAGAGAUGGCUAAACACUUUGAUCACGUUGGGAGAUUUGUCAACAAUCUAACCAAACGAGCAAUGCAAAGGACGCGAUGCCAUGAUCAGUCAUCCGUGGGAAGCAUGAGCUCUGUAGAAUCCGGAUCUGCUGGAAUAGGUCCAAGCUCCUCUGCUUCCCAGCUGACUACAUCAGUCACGCCAGCAGAAGACUCACUAAGCCAACCCUUGGAACGUUUGGCAAACGCUGAGAAUCGGGCAAUUCUCAGACGAAUUAUCAUCAAAUGCUCCGAUGUUAAUAACCAAACUCGUCCGUUGGCAAUAUGUAAAGAAUGGGCAAACAGAAUUGCGGAAGAAUACUUUUCUCAGACGGAAGAAGAGAAACAGUUGGGACUCCCCAUUGUGAUGCCAAAUUUCGACCGGACUACUUGCAAUAUUCCAAAAUCCCAAAUGUCCUUCAUUGAUUUCUUUCUGAAGGAUAUGUUUUCCGCUUUUGAUUCCGUGUUUCCCAUUCCGGAACUCAUGAAGAACCUGGAAUCAAAUUACGAGUAUUGGAUGAAAGCCAGUGCAGAUCAGCCGCAAGUACCAGAUAAAAAGCAGACUUGAUCAUUACCCGUGUGGCUGACCUGUCUGUGUACUAUUGAAAAAUCCUGUCUUUGUGUCCAGACCUAAGACCCUUUACCAGUUUGUGCCUUCGAAUGCAACCACGGAGAAAACAAGAACUCUCAAGGUACUGUAAUUAAACCGAUGGUCUCAGAAAGGAACUUCAUUCUCUCCAGUAGCCAACUGACUGGUGUCUCCAUUGUCAAAAUUUCAAGAGCACAUUUGUCCAUUUGAUCCCCCCACUGUCUUGCACCAUGUGGAGUGUUAUUUUUUAUAUAAACUGCAAAUUUCCUGGCUGUACAUAGUCAAAGAUGCCCAGCGUAUAUUUCCCCUCACGGGGGUGUUGAACAUUUGAUUCCAUUUUGAAUUUUCGGAUGAACAUUCUGCUGCUCCUUGCUCACGAAACCUCGCUGCACAAAACCUCUCAUUCGUCUGUCCACUUCCUCACUGUUAGUUUUCUUGUAUUUUACCAAUGUGCGGUACAGCUGCAGUUAUGUACAGCUUUUUUAGCUCGUUCCAUUUCAUUCCCCCGUUUCCUCGAGAACGCACAUACACAGUGAACCAGAAGUAAAAGAUCAUGAUC
Molecule: messenger RNA, 3349 nt
Organism: Opisthorchis viverrini
Lineage: Eukaryota; Metazoa; Platyhelminthes; Trematoda; Opisthorchiida; Opisthorchiidae
Exons: 19
Coding region: 187-2769 (860 amino acids)
Biological process (GO): signal transduction; positive regulation of ERK1 and ERK2 cascade
Molecular function (GO): 3',5'-cyclic-nucleotide phosphodiesterase activity
Source: RefSeq, a predicted model, not a curated record